AUGGGCGACCAAUGUUUCCAAGAUGUUGAUGUUGACACUUGGAUCCCAGCACUAGGCGCUGAACAGUCCGGCUCCUGUUUGUUGAUCCGCGCCGCUACUGGUGAGCACGAAGGAAAUGUUUUCAGCUUGGUAGAUGCCGCCUCAUUUGUAUCAACCGCUCCCCUGAACUUGAAAGAGUUGGCGCCCGACUUUGUCGCGCUCAGCUUUAACAAAUCCUUCGAAUUUCCAGACCUGGGGGCUUUGAUUGUUCGUAUAAGCGCCCCCUGUGCCCUCGAGAAGCGCAAAUUCUUUGAUGGAGGCACUGUCAAUGUGGUUUUAGUAUCGGAAGCGCAAUGGCAUGCGAAAAUGACGAUUUCGAUCCACAAGCGUCUCGAAGAUGGCACUCUUCCCUUCCACAGGAUCAUUCCACUAGAUGCAGCCUUUGAUACAGAUGAACACCUCGACUUUCUGCCAAAAAGUUACUAUGGGGAUCUUGCGAUGCAAAGCCCGAUUAUUGCUUUCAGUUUGAAGGACAGCCAGGGCAAGUGGAUCCCAAAAUCUGAUAUAGAAAGUCUAGCAGCCGCAGAACUUCGCCUUCAUUAUGCGCAAGGUCUACGCUGCGGUGACAGCCAUGAUGUGCUAGACGCUCGGCCUACUAGCGUUCUUCGUAUCAGUCUGGAAGCGAUGACCAGUGUCAAUUAUAUCCGGACUUUAGUCCAUUUCAUUGAGGAGAAUGCAUAUGUGGAUAAUUUUCUACCUGUGAUGUUGUAA
Penicillium nucicola is the source of this 750-nucleotide messenger RNA. RefSeq lists its product as uncharacterized. The transcript is spliced from 5 exons. The record is from RefSeq and is a predicted model, not a curated record. Gene Ontology annotation, biological process: molybdopterin cofactor metabolic process. Bases 1 to 750 code for a protein of 249 amino acids. Lineage: Eukaryota; Fungi; Ascomycota; Eurotiomycetes; Eurotiales; Aspergillaceae. Gene Ontology annotation, molecular function: molybdenum cofactor sulfurtransferase activity.